GGCCUCCCCGCUCCCCAUGCUCUGGUAUAGAGCCUGAUUGUCUGCUUGACAUGCUUAAUGUUUGUCUGUCGGUGUUCCACUGCUAACAACCAGCGCGACUGACACAUAGAUGCAUGGAGACGGGCGUGUUGCUCCACACAGGAGCUCUCCCUGACAGCAGGCAGAACUGAACUGAAAAGACGAAAACAGCAGAUGAGCAUUAAAUGUUGAGGAGUGUGCGUGCUCUCUUAGAGGCGUUCUGUGUUUGAGGGCAGAGCUUUAGCAUUUGUUUUCCGUUUGCUGAACUGCACAGCUGUGUUCCUGUGGGGAGAUAGAACCUCCUUUGUGUAUCCCUCCAUCGCUUAACACUUGCUUAACGUAAACUUGUGUCCAACAUGUGGGAGUUCAGGUCCAUGUCUUUCUGGCGGGCAGUGUUCGCAGAAUUCUAUGGCACCAUGUUCUUUGUCUUCUUUGGACUCGGGGCAGCCCUGCGUUGGACCACAGGCUCCCACAAUGUUCUCCAUGUUGCCUUUUGCUUUGGGCUGGCGGCUGCCACCUUCAUCCAGUCCAUCGGCCACAUCAGUGGAGGACACAUCAACCCAGCUGUGACUUUUGCUUACCUGAUUGGCUCACAGAUGUCCCUUUUCCGGGCAUUCUUCUACAUUAUAGCCCAGUGUCUUGGAGCGCUGGCUGGUGCCGCUGUGCUCUAUGGAGUCACACCGAUCAAUAUGAGAGGAAACCUGGCGCUAAAUCAGCUGCAGCCGGGCAUUAGCCUGGGCAUGGCCACCACCAUGGAGGUCUUCCUCACUCUGCAGCUUGUCAUCUGCAUCUUUGCCGUGACAGAUGAGAGGCGCAACGGACGCAUGGGCUCUGCUGCCCUAGCCAUUGGCUUCUCCGUGCUCAUGGGACAUCUUCUCGGGCUGUACUACACGGGAGCAGGAAUGAACCCAGCGAGGUCUUUCGCCCCCGCUGUCCUGAUCAGGAAUUUUGUCAACCACUGGGUGUACUGGGUGGGGCCCAUGAUUGGUGGCGCUGUUGGUGCUCUGCUAUAUGACUUCAUGCUGUUCCCUCGUAUGCGCAGCCUCUCUGAGAGGUUGGCCACGUUGAAGGGCACCCGAUCCCCAGAGGCAGAAGGUCUGCAGGAAACCAGGGGAGAACCCAUCGAGCUCAAGACACAGGCCCUAUAAGCCUAAGGAGGAGAGGAAGAUUUACUUUAUGACACCGGUCCCGUCACAACUUGCACCCUCGGUUCCCAGUCCACCCAUUUCUGCACACAUACAUCCUCUCCCACGCGACAACAGAUCCUGAUCCCUCAGAGUAGAUGAACACAUUUGUCUCCAUCGUUCUGAGGCCCUCAAAGUCUCCAGCGUGCCGCCUAAUUUCACCUCUACACACCCUUCCUCCUCCUCCUCCUUCCCCUUGGACUGCUAGACAGCGUCAAAGGUUUAGACACGUCACAGAAAGGAGUCGCUCACACUUGGCUGACCAGGUGGCUCUAACUGCUCAUGGCGAGGGACUUUUUUCUUCCUUUCUUCUUUGUAGUCUCCUAGGAGUGAAGCUACAGUAGCGCAGUGGUCUUCUGCAUGCUUUUCAUUUUGAUCUCAAACCAUUUAGUUUGAACAACUUUGGCUAAAUUACGUGCACAUAUUUUCUUUGGCUCGCAUAUUUGUGGUUCAAAAAACUGUGUGCAUGUGAGUGUACGAAUGAGGCUGUGUGUGUGUGCAUGUCUGCACGUGUGUGCUUGUUUUUUCACUGCCUCAGUCAUGUGCCUGUCCUUUCUUUA
Messenger RNA from Thalassophryne amazonica, 1762 nucleotides. RefSeq names its product lens fiber major intrinsic protein-like. The coding region runs from base 375 to 1166 and encodes 263 amino acids. Gene Ontology annotation, biological process: transmembrane transport. The transcript is spliced from 4 exons. The record is from RefSeq and is a predicted model, not a curated record. Gene Ontology annotation, cellular component: plasma membrane. Gene Ontology annotation, molecular function: water channel activity. NCBI's taxonomy places the organism in Eukaryota, Metazoa, Chordata, Actinopteri, Batrachoidiformes, Batrachoididae.